AUGGCCUUUUCGAGCCCGGCCGGCAUCAUAUAUCAGGCUCUCAUACAGAGCAACUGCCAGACGUUUCUGGGCGGCGACAUCGAUGUCGACGUCGUGUCGCAGCUCGACGCCGUGGGCACCAGGUGGCAGGUCCACGUGCUGCGCACCGACGAUGCCGGGAAGCGCACCGCCGUGCUCAGCGGGGCGGCGCCGACGCUGCACGAGGCCUUUGAGGAGCUGCACCGCAAGUCGGCGCAGGCCGUGGACCGGUACGUGACCGCCAACGGCUUCGACGCCAGGGGGACGCCCGGGCGGCGGCGCGGCAGGAAGAGAUGCCCCGGUCGCCGGUCGGGGCUGCGGGAUGUGUCGACGGAGGGGUCGGCUUCGGAGAAGAGCCUCGCGUCGUCGAUGUCGACGCUGACGGCGAGCUCGGCGUCGGCUUCGGGCUCUGACUCUUCGUCCUCGGCUGGAGAGGAGGAAGAAGGAGAGGAAGUCAUCGAGGCUCCUAAGAAGUCGUCGGGCCGGAAGCAGGACAAGGUUAAGGCGCGGUCCAAGAAGCUGCCCGGUUUCGACUUGGCUGUGGAACAUGGCGCCGCACACCGGCCAUGGAACACGGGCCUGCCGCCACCUCCGGUCCGGGCCAACAAGGCCGGCCCGCAACCGCCUCCAGGUCCCCUGGGCGUCAGACCGCCUCCGGGAUGGCCUACCGGAAGGUUUCCAGGCACGGGGAACAUGGGCGACACCGGCAGAGGCGCCAACAAUACCAAGAUUCCGGGGCAUUUGCCGCCGCCGCCGCCCCUGUUAAAGGGACCCGGCGCGCGGCCCGUGACGCACCACCUAAUGCCCAUGACCAUGACGCCGCCCAUGAGCCCGCCGGUACACAUGAGCAUCAUCCUGACGGUCGACUGGGCGGGCCACGGGCAGGCCACGUUUGCCGACGAGUGCGACCUCAGCGUGACGGCGGUGCAGCGCAAGGUGCGCACGCUGCUGGCGCGGCGGGCGGGCGAGUUCGGCAACGCGUCGCCGCGCCACUUCCCGGCGGGGGCCCGGCCCGGGGGCUGCGAGGUCGCGGUGCGCAGGGUGCGCGUCGACGGCCAGGUGUUUGUCCUGGCGGGCGCCGACGACUGCCUGGCCAUGGUGGUGGCGAGCGUCGGGCCGGCGCCGCGAGUGGUGCACGUCUUUGUCGACGUCCGCGGCGACGAGCACGACGUCGUCUACUGCGAUGACUGA
Messenger RNA from Hirsutella rhossiliensis, 1209 nucleotides. RefSeq lists its product as uncharacterized. The transcript has 2 exons. NCBI's taxonomy places the organism in Eukaryota, Fungi, Ascomycota, Sordariomycetes, Hypocreales, Ophiocordycipitaceae. The record is from RefSeq and is a predicted model, not a curated record. The coding region runs from base 1 to 1209 and encodes 402 amino acids.